UUGGCGCCAGAAGACAAUGACCAUAAGAUGUUGAAGGACUUAUACCUGAACAGAGAUAAGUACUUUGACGAGACCUUGGGGAAAAACUGUAACCUUUAUAGGUACUUUAAUAUAACUAAGAGUAAUAUAAAGAAGCACCUGGACUACACAAUGGAAGAGUAUAUUAAUCGCAAAAAUGAAGAUGAAGAAAAGGAGUUGUAUCUGGUGGAUGGGAAUUCAUUUAACGGUAGCCCAGAUUGGAAUUUGCCACUGCCCAGAGAAAUGGAAUCGCAUAAGAUACCUGAAGCGGGAUCAGAUGAAAUAGUGCCAAUGGGUAGUAAGGAUCAGGGUAUUGAGCCUAAGUUUGAAAAUGAAGUGCUAGAGUCAAUAUAUAAAAUGAUACCAGAGGAAGCUGAUGAUGAGAUGUAUAAGUCAAGCAAGGACAAAAUGGUAGAAUUGUACGAAGAAGUGGGAGACAACGAUUAUGAAGUCUUCAAUGACCACAAAGUGUACACAAAACAGUACUUCCAGGAUUAUAAAAUGAUAUCGGACGAAGAAACAAAGAGAGAAAGGGAGCUGCUGCGUAGAGUAAUGAAGCAUCCAACAGUCUUUCCAAGUUAUCUCGAUCCACCAAACCCAGUACACAGAACGGGAAGAAGGCGAGAGAUACAAAAAAAGAGAGACUCAGGGAGGCUGCAGAGGUUACGAUGGGAAAUGGAUGUGGAUUUUAAAGACGAUAUCGCAAGAGGUAACUGGGACAAAGGGGAUCAGCUAACCAAGGAAUUUAAUGAUUCAAUUGAAUGGGAGGAGCUAAUGCCAACGCAUCAAGAUAGCAACUACUUUAAAAGGAAUUACUACGAAGAUGGGUUUGCAGACGAGGAUAGAACGCCUGACAGUUACUUUGACGUCCAGUUUAUAGGAUCCACAGACGCUUAUCCAUUUGCACUCUCAGCAGGAAUGCAAUUCACAUGGCCCAUAUACUGGGUACCUUGGCUUUGUAAGAAGAAUCCAAAAAUGAGGGGACAGCCAAUAAGAUCGCCGGUGUUUAACCUGGGUGGCAUAGAGCCACUGCAGUUGUGGUUCUAUCCGGAAGGUAGCGCACACUCGGCGGAUGGUUACUGCUCACUUAAAAUCAUAUCGCCACCGGGCUGGAACCUGCCAUACAGAAUAUACCUGUACGUGUUCAGCGAGUACAACAGAGUGGUCUUGGGGCCGAUGUACAGAGAGUCGGCAGAGUACAUAGCAAAUUCACUCAACACGUGCAGACUAGUGUCAAAAAAAAACAAGGAGCUCCUGGAAAACCCGGAAAACGAUAAGGAUUACGUGAUCCUGGGGCCCUCAGGAAACGUGUACGUGGGAGUGGGCGUAGUGGACGAACCGAUAAGGAGCCAUGAUCAGAAGCACGAGUUCAAAUACGACUGGGACGAGGGCGACUACGAGUUUAACCAGUGGCUGAAGAAGCAGACGUCGAACCCAGACGACAAAUUCACAAUGGACACAAUAGAAAAGGACCGAACACACUCAAUUUGGUACGAGUCACACAAGUAUAAAUACGUGCCGGAUAGACACAUCUCAAGGUACUGGAAGACGAGGUACAGCAAAGAUAUGGUCUGGAAUCCGCCGAAUCUAUCGUUUUAG
Theileria orientalis strain Shintoku is the source of this 1617-nucleotide messenger RNA. RefSeq lists its product as hypothetical. NCBI's taxonomy places the organism in Eukaryota, Apicomplexa, Aconoidasida, Piroplasmida, Theileriidae. The record is from RefSeq and is a predicted model, not a curated record. The transcript is spliced from 8 exons.